AGAGGUGGUGAGGCCCUGAGCCUGCUUAAGGUCACACAGCAAGAGCCCAGGCGGCCACAGCUCAGCCGAGUCUCCAGCCCCUCCCCCACAGCACACAGGCCUCAGCCUCCAGCAGCUUGGGGCUUCCUCCACUCCACAUCCUCAGCUGUGGGCAGAAGGGAAGCAGAAAGCAGCAGAAGCCUCUCCGAGGAACACACCUCAGAAGAGCAGAUGUCCCAGGUGGGAUUGCUUGGAGGCCCGGGCUGGGAGGCAGGCCUGAAAGCUGAUCUCCGAGAGGGCGUGGCCCCAGCAUGCGGGCAAAUAAAAACCCGGAGCGUCGGCACAGCUGGAGACCAGCAGGAGGCACAGGAGACUGGAAAGCCACUUAGUUCCUGGGUCUUGGAAGUGAUGCCCAUGGCGUCCUCCCACACCCUGCUCCUCUGUCUGCUGGUCCUGGUGCUCACGGGAGGCUGGGGUCGACGGGUGGCCUUCCCCGGCUGCCACCUGCGCCCCUUCAACGUGACGGUGCGAAGUGACCGCCAGGGCACCUGCCAGGGCUCCCACAUGGCACAGGCCUGUGUGGGCCACUGCGAGUCCAGCGCCUUCCCGUCCCGCUACUCUGUGCUGGUGGCCAGUGGCUAUCGGCACAACGUCACCUCCGCCUCUCAGUGCUGUACCAUCAGCGGCUUGAAGAAGGUGAAGGUGCGGCUGCAGUGCGGGGGGGACCGGAAGGAGGAGCUGGAAAUCUUCACAGCCAGGGCCUGCCAGUGUGACAUGUGUCGCCUCGCGCGCUACUAACCCCUCUCCCCCAACAUCAGUGCGGUCUGGGGGUCCAACCCUGAGUUCCAGCCCUGCAGGGGACUCGCUGCAGGGCUCCUUAAGUGAGGGAUCCGGAUCCGCCAGGUCUGACCCGCUGAGAUUUGAGGGUCACCUGGGAAGAGAGGAGUCCCUGCCUCUGCCCGACCGCCUAGCCAGCCUCCUCGGUCACGUCCCCCUGUCCCCCCCCUAAAUAAAGCAAGCGGUU
Molecule: messenger RNA, 1003 nt
Organism: Talpa occidentalis (Iberian mole)
Lineage: Eukaryota; Metazoa; Chordata; Mammalia; Eulipotyphla; Talpidae
Gene: GPHA2
Product: glycoprotein hormone subunit alpha 2
Exons: 4
Coding region: 211-777 (188 amino acids)
Biological process (GO): cell surface receptor signaling pathway
Cellular component (GO): extracellular region
Molecular function (GO): hormone receptor binding; hormone activity
Source: RefSeq, a predicted model, not a curated record